GGGUCAUAAAGGAUUCGAAGAAGUAGAGGAGAAGGACGCGUAACAAAUACUCUGCAAUAGGGUUAAACGGCGUUGUUGAUAUUAUUACUCUAAGUGGCCGGUCGUAAACGUAAAGCGUGUGCCGCCGUAUUACAUUCACAGACUAUGAUAUAUAGUGCGCGAGGGUGUAGUGAUUGGAGCCUUGCACAACAGCAAUGAGUUCCAAAUUUAUUAUUGAUAGUAUGUUACCUAAGUACCAUCAACAAUUUCAUCAUCAGCAAUUAUUUCAAAGUCCAGUAAGCACAUCUUCAAUUGAGGCAAGCUUAGCGUCCGUUGUCAACUACAGUUCAUCAGGUUCACCUAGUGGUUCUUCUCCUCAACAUUCGAAUAGUAGCGCUUCCUCGACUUCACCUGCUUCUAGAAUGUAUCCUUACGUAUCAGCAGCGACGGCGGCAGCUCAUCAUCAUCAUCAACAACAAGCAGUAGCGGCUGCAGCCUUUGGAGCGGCCGCCGCUUCGGGCAGCAUGGUUCCAGGAGGUUUUCCUUCAAGUGCAAGUACAGCCGCUUUAGCUGCAGCAGCGGCUGUCGAUGCCGCCGCCGAUAAAUCCUGCAGGUACACGGCUGGUUUAACCGGUAACGUUGGUCCCACAGAUUCUAUGGUAAAUUAUACAUUGGGACAUCACCAUCAAAAUGGAGCGGCAGUUUCAGCGGCAGCGAGCUCUGUAAGUGCAGCAUCCGCUUCUAUGGCAGUAGCAGCACAAUUUUAUCAUCAAGCAGCUUCAGCUGUCGUAGAUCCAUUGACUUCUUGUUCACAAACUACCGCACCCGGAGGACAACCUAUUCCAGAUAUUCCAAGAUAUCCUUGGAUGUCAAUCACAGACUGGAUGAGUCCCUUUGAUCGGGUCGUCUGUGGUCCUAAUGGUUGUCCGAGACGACGAGGCCGACAAACGUACACCCGUUUUCAAACCCUUGAAUUAGAAAAAGAGUUCCACUUCAAUCACUAUUUAACAAGAAGAAGACGUAUCGAGAUCGCUCAUGCUCUUUGCUUGACAGAGAGGCAAAUAAAAAUUUGGUUCCAAAAUCGUAGAAUGAAACUUAAAAAAGAAUUACGAGCAGUAAAAGAAAUCAACGAGCAGGCGAGGAGAGAAAGAGAGGAGCAAGAAAGACACAAACAACAACAGCAAGAGAAACAACAAAAAAUGGAACAAAACCUACACCAACACCACCAUGACCCGAUGAAAUUGAACUUGGAAAAGUCGGCCAGUUCCGAUCUACUUAAGGCCGUAUCGAAAGUUCCAACAUAAAGGGAAUUGAAAAAAUG
Messenger RNA from Diorhabda sublineata, 1300 nucleotides. It is a transcript of the gene Abd-A, whose product is annotated as homeobox protein abdominal-A homolog. NCBI's taxonomy places the organism in Eukaryota, Metazoa, Arthropoda, Insecta, Coleoptera, Chrysomelidae. Gene Ontology annotation, biological process: anterior/posterior pattern specification; negative regulation of transcription by RNA polymerase II. Gene Ontology annotation, molecular function: RNA polymerase II cis-regulatory region sequence-specific DNA binding; DNA-binding transcription factor activity, RNA polymerase II-specific. The record is from RefSeq and is a predicted model, not a curated record. Bases 195 to 1283 code for a protein of 362 amino acids. Gene Ontology annotation, cellular component: nucleus. The transcript has 3 exons.